This is a messenger RNA of Molossus molossus (Pallas's mastiff bat), 2084 nucleotides long. It is a transcript of the gene PIM3, whose product is annotated as Pim-3 proto-oncogene, serine/threonine kinase. The transcript has 6 exons. The coding region runs from base 14 to 991 and encodes 325 amino acids. Gene Ontology annotation, molecular function: ATP binding; protein serine/threonine kinase activity. Gene Ontology annotation, cellular component: cytoplasm. Gene Ontology annotation, biological process: protein autophosphorylation; negative regulation of apoptotic process; regulation of mitotic cell cycle. The record is from RefSeq and is a predicted model, not a curated record. Lineage: Eukaryota; Metazoa; Chordata; Mammalia; Chiroptera; Molossidae.
GCCGCCGCCCGCAAUGCUGCUCUCCAAGUUCGGCUCGUUGGCGCACCUCUGCGGGCCGAGCGGCGUGGACCUCCCGGUGAAGAUCCUGCAGCCGGCCAAGGCGGAGAAGGAGAGUUUCGAGAAAGUGUACCAGGUGGGCGCCGUGCUGGGCAGCGGCGGAUUCGGCACGGUCUACGCGGGCAGCCGCAUCGCCGACGGGCUCCCGGUGGCCGUGAAGCACGUGGUGAAGGAGCGGGUGACCGAGUGGGGCAGCGUGGGCGGUGUGGCCGUGCCCUUCGAGGUGGUGCUGCUGCGGAAGGUGGGCGCGGCGGGCGGCGCGCGCGGCGUCAUCCGCCUGCUGGACUGGUUCGAGCGGCCCGACGGCUUCUUGCUGGUGCUGGAGCGCCCCGAGCCGGCCCAGGACCUCUUCGACUUCAUCACGGAGCGCGGCGCCCUGGACGAGCCCCUGGCGCGCCGCUUCUUCGCACAGGUGUUGGCUGCGGUGCGCCACUGCCACGCCUGCGGGGUGGUGCACCGCGACAUCAAGGACGAGAACCUCCUGGUGGACCUGCGCUCCGGGGAGCUCAAGCUCAUCGACUUCGGCUCGGGCGCGCUGCUCAAGGACACGGUCUACACGGAUUUCGACGGCACCCGGGUGUACAGCCCCCCCGAGUGGAUCCGCUACCACCGCUACCACGGGCGCUCAGCCACCGUCUGGUCUCUGGGUGUGCUGCUUUAUGACAUGGUGUGCGGGGACAUUCCCUUUGAGCAGGACGAGGAAAUUCUGCGGGGCCGUCUCUUCUUCAGGAGGAGGGUCUCCCCAGAGUGUCAGCAGCUCAUUCAGUGGUGUCUGUCUCCGCGGCCCUCCGAGCGGCCCUCGCUGGACCAGAUCUCCGCCCACCCCUGGAUGCUGGGGGCAGAUGGGGGCACCCCAGAGAACUGUGACCUUCGUCUCUGCUCUCUGGACACGGAUGACGGGGCCAGCACCACCUCCAGCAGUGAGAGCUUGUGAGGAGGACCUGCACCUGGCUUGUGGGAGCCAGAGGGACCACCUGCCCCAGCCUCGGCCCUUUGCGGGUCUGUCCUGCUAGGGCUGGGUGCUCCUUGAGAAAGCAGUGGCCUCUGACCCUGGUGACCUUUACCUUUGGCACUGGGCCUGUUUCCUCUGCUUUGAGUGCCUUUCGAACGCUGCUCUCACGGGACUUGGCUUUCUCAAGCUCUGUCUGUCCAAAGACCUCCGGUCGAAGCAAGGUCCCGCCUGUCUUGGCUGGGUGCUUGACCCCAAAACUGUCCCUGUCCUGUGCUUCCGGGAGGCAGCCCUUUGGGCCCCCAGCACCUCCCCAUCUGACCAAGUUGGACCAGGAGCACUCUUGUGUUCUGUGGCCUCAUCUCGCCUGGGCACAGGGUCCCUCGUGCCCACCUCCCUCUCCCGCCCUCGCCCUUUGGUGUUCGUCCGGGCACGUCUGUGCACAAGCAAUGCAAUGCUCAGGUCUCUGUGCCCACAUGGCACCCUGCCCGUGUGCGCUUGUAGGCCUGUGAGCGUCUAUUUAUGGUGUGACCCCCGUGGAGGGCUAUUUAUUGUUUAAUUUAUUUGUUGAGGGUCCUCCUCAGCAGCCUUGCUCUUCUGGGCCCCUGGGGGUGGGGAGAGGGCAGCUGUGUGUGGACCCCAGGUCCGACCCUACCUGCAUCUGUCGGAGGAUGGACUUGUACAGUGGCUAACUUAAGGGGAGUGGGCGACACUGCCCCCUAGGGGCUGUGCACCCAGGGGGGUGGGUUUUAAAUUAUUGACCUUGUACAGUCUGCUUGUUGGCUCUGGAAGCUGGGGGGUGGGGGGACAGAGUCGCAAGCCUUUAAUUUAUUUUAGUAGCUAUGUUUCUGUGAUCCUGGUGUGUAGGCAUCAGGGACGGGGGUUUCUUUCAGUUUAAAAGCAAGACGUCUGGAGAUCAUAUUUUUUAUACAGGUAUUUCAAUUAAAUCGUUUUGUAUAUAACGGAUAUCCUGUGUUUAUUGGGCUGGGGCUGGGGGGCAGAAGGGGCCUCUGGCUCUCCUGUGAGGAGGCAGCAGCAUGGGAGGACUGGGCUAGGCUCUCCCUCCCGCCCAGCAGGU